ACUUAAAAGCCUAGCUCUCAUCCCCGCGUCCGUCUCCUUCUCCCUCUGAGCAUCAUCACAUUCCAUUAACUCCAAAAUGCGGCGGCCAUCUCCACCCUCCUUCCUUCUUCCCCUCCUCCUCCUCCUCCUCUCUGCAACCUCCCCCUCCCCGACCAGCGCCUUCAACAUCACUAAAAUCCUCGCAGUUCACCCCGACUUCUCCACCUUCAACCACUACCUCACCGUCACCCACCUCGCCUCAGAAAUCAACCUCCGCCAAACCAUCACAGUCCUCGCAAUCGACAACGCCGCCAUGUCUUCUCUUCUCGCCAAACACCUCUCCCUUCCCACCCUCAAAAACGUCAUCUCGCUCCAUGUUCUCGUCGAUUAUUACGGCGCCAAGAAGCUCCACCAGAUCACCCAUGGCUCUGCUCUCGCUUCCUCCCUCUUCCAAGCCAGCGGCUCCGCUCCCGGUACUUCCGGUUUCGUCAACAUCACCGAUCAUCGCGCCGGUCUCGUUUCCUUCGCCGCCACCUCCGAUGACCCCUCCGCGCCCCCAUCUCCCGCUUCCAGUUUUGUCAAAUCCAUCAAAGAGAUACCCUAUAACAUAUCCAUCAUCCAGAUCAGCCAGCCCCUUUCAUCCCCUGAAGCCGAAGCCCCCGCCGCGGCCCCCGCACCCGUCAAUCUCACCGAUCUAAUGUCUCAUAAAGGCUGCGCGCUUUUCGCCGGUCUUCUCUCGGCCGAUCACGACACGCUAAACACUUUCACCCAAAGCGCAGAAGGCGGGCUCACGGUUUUCUGCCCAAACGAUCCUGCCGUCAAGGCCUUCAUUCCCAAGUACAAGAAUCUCACCGCAGGUGCUAAGGCCUCUCUCCUGCUCUACCAUGGCUACCCCGUUUACAGCUCCCUGCAGGAGCUUAAAUCGAACAACGGAAUCGUCACGACGCUCGCGACCGACGGCGGUGCUUCGAAGAACUACAAUUUCACGGUACAGGAUGACGGCGAGAACGUCACGCUAGAGACGGGGGUAACCACGGCGACCAUCACAUCGACUUUGAUUAAUCAGGAUCCUGUAGCGGUGUACGGAGUUGACAAGGUUUUGCAGCCGCUGGAGCUGUUUAAACCGGAGGAAACGGAAGCGCCGUCGCCGGCGCCGGCGAAGGGUAAGAAGAAGGGAAAGAAGGAGGCGGAGCCACCGGCCGAUGGGCCGGAUGCGGCCCCGGCGGAUCUGGCUGCUGAUGAUAAUAAUGCUGCUACAGGGAGGAAGUCUAUGAUCGCCGGCGGGGGCGGCGGCGGUAUUAUGGGGGGUGGUAAUCGGGUAGAAAUUACCGCAUCUUAUUUAAUUGAGCUUUUUUUCUCUUCUAUUCUGUGGAUUGUUAUUGGUACCAGUGGUCCGUAG
Messenger RNA from Phalaenopsis equestris, 1378 nucleotides. Its product is annotated as fasciclin-like arabinogalactan protein 2. The coding region runs from base 77 to 1378 and encodes 433 amino acids. Gene Ontology annotation, cellular component: plasma membrane. Lineage: Eukaryota; Viridiplantae; Streptophyta; Magnoliopsida; Asparagales; Orchidaceae. The record is from RefSeq and is a predicted model, not a curated record. The transcript has a single exon.